UUUAUCCUAUUUUAGCUUUUGCAUGUACCGCUGGAGUUUAAGGCGGAGGCAAGCACCAUCUUGUCAUUUGCUUUUCUAUCACUAAAACCCUACUUGCUUACGUUCGUAACCCGGCUGGUAUCAGUCGAGGAUGGCAAUAUCCUCGAGCACUGCUAGUUCUUCAUACUUGCACGCGGCCGCUGGUAGCAGAGAUCCCAGGACUUCGCUAAGCUGCAAAACCAAGGUUUUUAUUGGGUUGAAACCCCAAUCCGCUGGUACUUUCAACCCCAUGAAACCGAAUGUCAAUGUUGAUUUCCACUGUAGGGUUCAUCGGAGCAUAUCAUUGAGAAAUUUGAACAAGAAAUAUGCUCGUCCAAACAUAUCUAUGAUGCCCAUUGGUACACCAAGAGUGCCUUACAGGACGCCAGGUGAAGGAACUUGGCAGUGGGUUGAUCUCUGGAAUGCUCUUUAUCGAGAACGUGUAAUAUUUAUUGGUCAGCAUAUAGAUGAAGAAUUUAGCAACCAGGUGUUGGCAACUAUGUUGUACCUUGACAGCAUGGACGAUUCAAAAAAGUUACAUCUGUACAUCAAUGGCCCAGGAGGAGAUCUCACUCCCAGUAUGGCAAUAUACGACACAAUGCAAAGCUUGAAAAGCCCAGUUGGAACGAACUGUGUAGGCUACGCUUAUAACUUGGCAGGCUUUCUUCUUGCAGCUGGAGAAAAGGGUAAUCGUGUAGCCAUGCCUCUUUGUAGAAUUGCACUUCAAUCCCCAGCUGGAGCAGCCCGGGGCCAGGCUGAUGAUGUACGUAAUGAAGCAAAUGAGCUCCUUCGCAUUCGAGAUUACCUUUUUGGAGAGUUGGCCAAAAAGACAGGACAACCGAUUGAGAAGAUUAACAAAGAUUUGAGUCGCAUGAAAAGAUUCAAUGCUCAAGAAGCCCUUGAAUAUGGGAUGAUUGAUCGGAUACUAAGACCUGCUCGAAUCAAGGCUGAUGCGCCUCGGAAGGAACAAGCAGGAGCAGGUUUUGGCUAAACAGAUUUUUAUAUUCUUAUUAUGCUGUUCUGAUAAAAUUAUACAUCGUUCUUUGAUUUCCUUCCCUCUUAUCAUCACAAAGAGAUAUAUUAUUUUUAGCUUAAUUUUUAUAAGAUCAGAUUGAUGGCGGCUUAUGAAGAAAAGUUGGGGCAACUGAGCAGCUUCUGAUUUGUAUCCUGCUAUUUUAUUAUCUGCUGGUAUUUAUCAAGGAUCUAUAGCUUAUAUCUG
Molecule: messenger RNA, 1237 nt
Organism: Dendrobium catenatum
Lineage: Eukaryota; Viridiplantae; Streptophyta; Magnoliopsida; Asparagales; Orchidaceae
Product: ATP-dependent Clp protease proteolytic subunit-related protein 2, chloroplastic
Exons: 9
Coding region: 131-1009 (292 amino acids)
Biological process (GO): protein quality control for misfolded or incompletely synthesized proteins
Cellular component (GO): endopeptidase Clp complex
Molecular function (GO): ATP-dependent peptidase activity; ATPase binding; serine-type endopeptidase activity
Source: RefSeq, a predicted model, not a curated record